UCAUGUUGAAUUUACACAACGCGUUAUUUUCGUGACUAUUCCUUGGUUUUAUCUUUACAAUAUAAAAUAAAUCACUAAAAAUGUCGGAAGCAAUAAAUCAAAAAGCAUACCUACAAAAAUAUUUAACCGGUCGAUCAGCUGAAAAGAAGAAAAAGAAGAAAAAAUCUGUGAAAGGAAAAGGAUUUAAAAUAAUUGAUGAUGACAUAGAUCUCACAAAGUUACGCACGCUAGGUGGUGACGAGUUGGACAUAUUGAAUGAGGGUGAAGAUGCACCCCAGGUAGUCGGAAUCAUUGACGAGAGACCCGAAGAGAUCAGGAAGUUGGAGGAUUUUAAAACAACUUCCAAAUGGAGAGUCAUUAACCAGGAUGAUGGUUUUAAUAGUAAAUUACAAAUUGAAGAAGUUAAACGUGAUAAUAAAGAAGUAGCGAAAGAAAAUGAAAUUGUAUUCGGGAAAAUGUACAGUGACUCAGAGGAUGAUAAUAAGGGUGAUUCCGAUCCAUCACCACCGAGAAAAAGCUCUGAAAAAAAUGAGACGAAAAUUUCUAAGAAUAACCGAGACAGUGACAGUGAUUUCAGUCCACCUCGAAGAAAAGAUAAAUCAAAAGAUAAAAAUUAUGACUCAGAUCCUUCGCCACCUAGAAAUUCUAAGAAGACAGUACAAAAUAAUGAUAGGAACCGUCGAAGAGAUGAGGGAAGCCCUCAGAGAAGGAAACAUACUUCAAAUUGGAUGAACAAAAACGAUGACUCAGAUGUAUCGCCUCCACGAAAAAGACCCAAAGAAAAAUCUUCUAAAGCAAAUAGAGAUUAUGAUACCCAAUUAUCUCCACCAAGAAAAUCUAGCAGCAGUAAGAUUAAAAGAGAAAGAAAACCAUCCCGUUGGGGCGAUUUUGAUGAUACACAAGAAAAUAAAUCAAGGCGAUCUAACAGUCGUGAAACUUCUCCAAAUAGAACUAACAACAGGUCUCGUUCACCAGACAAAAGCGAAAAAGACAUACGCAAACAAAAAUCCAAUUCUGACACCUCAUCACUCAAACCAAGAAGUAACGAUUAUGACUCAGAUUUAUCGCCUCCUCGGAAAUCAAGACGUCAGUCACCAAAAUCGCAGGAUUCAGAUGGCUCACCUAGAAGAAGAAAGAAGGAAGAAAAUUAUGAGAAAUGUAAAAAUAGUGAAAGAAAAAACUUUGAUAAAAGAAGAGGGUCACCUAAGAAUAAGAGAUCAGAUCAAUUUCAGAGGCAAGAUAGAAGGAAGGAGAGGACGAAUGAAAGUGAUUCCGAUUUGUCACCGCCGAGAAGGGAAAGGAGCAAGAAUCAUAGUGGAAGAGAUUACAGAAACGAUGAGCCCCCACCAUCGAAUAAGAAAAUGGAAAAAACUUUAGAUGGCAAGAAAGCUGGCCUGCAAGAUGCUGGUCAAUUGAAAGAAGAGAACCAAGCAUUUAGAAGACGAGAAGAAGAGGUAUUUAAACACAUGACAGACGAAAUGUCUGGUAGAAAUGCUAAAGCUGUGUCGAGGAAAAGUAAAAGAGAUACCUCCCAAGACAGACAGAUGCAAAGGGAAAAAGCAGAGAGACAAAAGGAGUUAGACGAGAAAUAUAAAAAAUGGAGUAAAGGGAUUAAACAAAUCGAAGACCAGCAAGCAGCGGUCCAAGACUUCAUACACGAAGCGUCCAAGCCGCUCGCUCGGUACAAAGACGACCGUGACCUUGAAGGUCAGUUGCGAGACGUCGAGCGAGCCGGAGAUCCAAUGCUGAAGUACAUACGAGAGAAAAAGAGGGAGAGAGGGGAGUUGGGACCUGAAAAACCAACAUAUAAAGGCAAUUUUCCGCCAAAUCGUUUUAAUAUACGACCAGGAUACAGGUGGGAUGGUGUCGAUCGUUCUAAUGGUUAUGAAAAGAAAUACUUUGAUCAGCAAAGCAAGAGAAAGGCUCAAGAGGAAGAAGUCUACAAAUGGAGUACGGAAGACUUGUAAAUAAAUUAAAUAUGUUUGUAAAUAAUUUUUUACGAACCAAAUUGAAAUCUGAUAUUAAACUAUUUUACUUUA
Molecule: messenger RNA, 2039 nt
Organism: Vanessa atalanta (red admiral)
Lineage: Eukaryota; Metazoa; Arthropoda; Insecta; Lepidoptera; Nymphalidae
Product: BUD13 homolog
Exons: 6
Coding region: 81-1967 (628 amino acids)
Biological process (GO): mRNA splicing, via spliceosome
Cellular component (GO): U2-type spliceosomal complex; RES complex
Molecular function (GO): RNA binding
Source: RefSeq, a predicted model, not a curated record